AUGAUGUCCAGAAGUCAGUCAAGCCUGGGCUAUGUAGACUCAGCUAGAGACGAUUCUGCGUCUGCCGGUCAGUCUCACCCCCCUGCGGCGUCGGGCCCUAUCAACCUCUCGGGGCUGGUAUGCAAUGUCCGCCGCACGACAGGGAGAGAACCACACCCCCUAGUCGGGGCGACGACGACAAUUUUGGGAGAUAGGCUCUACGUGUUCGGAGGACGCAUCCUAUCCAAGAGCCGCCCGCAGUUGACGUCAGAUUUAUAUGAGCUGGACUUGAUUCGGCGUCACUGGACCAAGAUCGAGGCGACCGGCGAUAUCCCCCGUCCGCGGUAUUUCCACAGUGUCUGUGCGCUCGGUGAUAACAAGCUGGUCUGCUAUGGUGGAAUGUCUCCCGCUCAGAAUGCACCCAACGACCCGGCCACUGCGGGGGCCCAGGGUCAGGAGGCGCAACCGGAAGUGGUCGUUAUGUCGGAUAUCCAUAUUUUUGAUGUUCCUUCGCGCACCUGGACCCGAGUUCCCGCGGCAGAGUCGCCCCAGGGACGGUAUGCUCACUGCGCCACAAUCCUCCCUUCCAGCGCUUGCUUCACCUCUGCCACGGCGCCGCGCUCUGCGAUCCACAACAACCCGGCUUCGGCGAACCCGCACCAAGGCUCUAUCGGCGUGGAUAUUGAUGGAUUUGGGGGCGCCGAAAUGGUGGUGGUCGGCGGACAGGACAGCUCGAACCAUUACAUUGAACAGAUCAGCGUGUUUAAUUUGCGCAGUCUGAAAUGGACCAACACAAUUGCACCGUUGGUUGGGAUGAAAGUCUCGGAUAUUGGAUCGGCUUCUCCCGAUCAGGAAGCUCACGAGCCCGCCGACGAAGGUGAGGGCGAGGGAUGCCCUAUGCUAAUCUAUUCCAACUACAACUUCCUGGAUGUCAAGUUGGAACUUCAAGUGCGCUUGCCAGAUGGCCGUCUGGUUGAAAAGCCUAUGCAAAACGCGACAUCGCCCCCGGGCUUGCGAUUCCCCAACGGCGGCGUCAUCAAUGGCCAUUUUGUGGUAAGCGGCACUUAUCUGACAUCUUCAAAGCAAGAGUAUGCGCUGUGGGCGCUGGAUCUGAAGACCCUCACCUGGGGUCGGAUCGAUGCUGGUGGCUCCGUCUUUGGCCACGGUAGCUGGAAUCGUGGUGUCUUAUGGCCGAGAAGAAACACAUUUGUGAUCCUGGGUCACCGGAAGCGCAGUCUGGUCGAUGACUACAACCAUCGUCGACUCAACUUCUCCCACGUCUGUUUGGUCGAGCUGGAGGCGUACGGGCUCUACAACAAUCCUUGCCGAACCUCGCCAACGUCCGGAUAUGUGUCCUACAGUGCUCCAGCCGUCCCUGCAUCGCUCCAGCACAAGUUAACCCAGUUGACAUCAGGCGGACGACCGUUCUCUGCUGCCUCCGACGAAUUGGGGAAACUCGCCCAGACUCUCCCUGAAAUGGCAGACAUGGAGCUGCAGGCCGUCGGGGGAGAGCGGAUCCCCGUCAACUCCCGGAUUUUGUCGCGACGAUGGGGCCCCUACUUCAUCCAGCUCCUCCGAGAGUCUUCUGACAGUGGCCUCUCGGACUCGGCGACCCUCCGGCCAGCCGUCCAGAUGUAUCCGAACCGCAACUCGAGCAUCACGAUCACCCCUUCGAUCGGACAGAACAGCAGCUACUCUAACGCCACCACUCUUGUCAGCAAUAAUUCCGCCUCUUCCAAAUCCUUGUUAGCGAAUCUUGAGAUACCCUCUGCGCAUAGUUUACCCCCAACCUCUCGCCCCCGUGUUCUCUAUCUCCCCCACACGUUCCUCACCCUACAAGUCCUCGUCUACUACUUUUAUACCUCCUCUCUCCCGCCUGCGGGAUCCUCGCUCUGCACUCCCCAGAUUCUCUGCUCUCUCCUCCAACUCGCGCGUCCCUACCAGAUCGACGGGCUCUUGGAAGCCACCGUCGAGAGGCUCCACCAACUGCUCGACGGCAGGAAUGCGGCCGCUGUCUUCAACGCUGCGGCAAUGGCUGCCGGCGGCGGCCGGGGCACGGGCUUCACCAGCGGCCCCGGCGGUACUUUGGAAGCCCUGAACGGCGUGCACUCGCACGACUCCCGGACUGGCACCGACACGACGUCACGCAGCCACCUCACGUCAGACUCGUCCGAUACCGAGCACGGCACCGCCUCUGCGGCACAGUCCGUCGCGAGCAGUGCCACGGGGUCGCGCGGUAUUCCCCUCCGCAUUAACACCAACAUCUUUACCCGCCGACAUCGCAGCGCCACGGGCGACCGCGACCGCGAAGACUCCAUCAGUAAUGCCAGCACAUCCACCUCCGCGUCCACCAACACCAGCUUCGACCACUCGCCCGGCCCGGAUGAGGUGCGGUCCGCAUCGGGCCAUCACCACCGCCGCCGCGACACCGACGCCGAAAUCCGUCCCGAACGCGAGAUUUGGACGGGAGACCUCAGCAGCGUCAUCGGUCUCCAGAAGCGUGGUCUGCGCGGGCUGAUGGAGGGUCGGCGUUUGCGCGAGCGCAACACCAAACCGGCCAGCACAGGAGGCCCGGUACCUGUUCCUGUAGAGCAGGGCGUGCCGGCCCCAGGGGCAUGA
This is a messenger RNA of Aspergillus terreus NIH2624, 2598 nucleotides long. RefSeq names its product putative regulatory protein Ral2. NCBI's taxonomy places the organism in Eukaryota, Fungi, Ascomycota, Eurotiomycetes, Eurotiales, Aspergillaceae. The record is from RefSeq and is a predicted model, not a curated record. The transcript has 2 exons. Gene Ontology annotation, cellular component: cytosol; mitochondrion. Gene Ontology annotation, molecular function: protein binding. Bases 1 to 2598 code for a protein of 865 amino acids. Gene Ontology annotation, biological process: cell redox homeostasis.